This is a messenger RNA of Nothobranchius furzeri (turquoise killifish), 1328 nucleotides long. RefSeq names its product HAUS augmin-like complex, subunit 7 (gene haus7). Gene Ontology annotation, molecular function: microtubule minus-end binding. Gene Ontology annotation, cellular component: HAUS complex. Gene Ontology annotation, biological process: centrosome cycle; spindle assembly. The record is from RefSeq and is a predicted model, not a curated record. NCBI's taxonomy places the organism in Eukaryota, Metazoa, Chordata, Actinopteri, Cyprinodontiformes, Nothobranchiidae.
GCUGCAGUGAGGGUGUAAAUCCACCAGGGGGCGCGGACGCCCUGUGACAAGCAGCGAAGAAGAAGAACGCCGUUUGGAAAAUGGCGGGCCCUUUGACAGAAGAACAAGUCGCACGUCAACUUUAUGAUUCGCUGCAGGCUGCAGCUUGUCCUUUGGUGCAGGGUUUGUACUUGAAGGAAGACGACAGCAUGCUGGAGCUGCUGUGCUCUCCCUCUGAGCUCCGCACCGACAUCCUGGCCUGGAUCUGCAGCAGGAUCGAUCCAAACGUUGCCAACUCAAAAGCAGCGAGGUCCCAUGAUCCGCACGCUUUGACCAAAGAAAUGGCCGCGUUUGGCCACGAGCUGAUGCUGAUCCAAGCAGACGACCUGGACCUGAUCAGGGGUAAAGCCAGUCCCCGCCGACAGCUUCGCUUCCUGGAGCAGCUCUUGAUUCUCGUCCCUGGCUGUAAAAACUCCGCUGAGCGCCGGACUGACGGAGAGUUGCUGCUAAGUCAGCUGUUUGCUAAAGAUAACCUAGCGAACCUCACACAGAUGCUCCAACCAACCCUCGACCCCUGGCCUGUGCACAUCAAGGCGUUACGUAAGGGCACGAAGGCGUCCUGCCAACCACCAGCUGAGAUUCCCGAUGCUGCUGCUCUUCUACAGUCGACUCGGACACAACUGAAGGAGCUGCAGUCGCAGUGUGAUUUCCUGAGCAGCGAGGAGGAAACGGCGUCCGUCUUCUCUCCGAGCUCGCUGCGUUUGGCAGCGUGUGACCUCCAGCAGCUGAUGACGACCUUCAGCCAUGUUUACGAGAUGGAUUUCAGAGCCUUCUGCAACAGAACGCCGCCCGGCUUCACCACCGAGGCCAAGGUCUUCCAGAGAGUCCACCAGCAGCUGCAGGCCUGCAACACGGAGCUGGAAAUGCUUCUGGAAGUCUCUGAAGCUUCAGCGGCUGUGAGUGAAGAGGUGAAGCAGCUCCAGACACAACCUCGCUACUGGAGCCGAGGAGAGAAGCGCCCUCUACCCGAUCAGCUGGAGGAAAUCACCCAGAGAGUGGGAAACAGCUUCUCCCAGUUUGGUUCCUGGUCCUGAACCUCGUCGCCAAGCGGAUCAGACGGACGCAGAACUGAAGCCCGGGACGGACGUCUGCUUUUGCUCGGCUGCCAGAUGGCUGUUCUUCUGGAUUCCUGAACUUUUAUCCAGAACUCGUUUUAGUUCUUGUGUUUGAACCAUGUCAGCGUGUCUUUGUGACUCGUCUUGUUGGUGCUAAACUGUUUAUACUUGUUUAUAGAAGUAAAUAAAAACUGUUGGUAUAAGAUCUAAAUAAAACACGGUUCUUUGAAAAAG